Hippopotamus amphibius kiboko is the source of this 772-nucleotide messenger RNA. RefSeq names its product small proline-rich protein 2E-like. The coding region runs from base 151 to 366 and encodes 71 amino acids. Gene Ontology annotation, cellular component: cornified envelope. The transcript has 2 exons. NCBI's taxonomy places the organism in Eukaryota, Metazoa, Chordata, Mammalia, Artiodactyla, Hippopotamidae. The record is from RefSeq and is a predicted model, not a curated record.
GUUGGGAAAUGAUUGGACCAGGCCAGUUUUGGCAGCUCCACUUCCCCCUGGGUGGGGCAGCAAGCCCCAAUAAAAAGGUCCUCUGCUGCACGACUGCCAUCCUCCUGCUACUAGAGUCCCAGCGACUUUGGAGAACCUGACUCCAGAAAGAUGUCUUAUCAACAGCAGCAGUGCAAGCAGCCCUGCCAUCCACCUCCAGUGUGCCCACCAAAGUGCCCUGAGCCUUGCCCACCUAUAAAGUGUCCAGAGCCUUGCCCACCUAUAAAGUGUCCUGAUCCAUGCCCACCUCAGCAGUGCCAGCAGAAAUGCCCUCCUGUGCCACCUCCCCAACCAUGUGAGCCGAAGUGCCCACCCAAGUGCAAAUAACUGCUGCAGAUUUCAUCUAGAUCAGGAAAGGAUAAGGACAAUUGGCUCACCUAGUUCCCCAGCUCCACCUUCACCUUCACUUCAAAGAGCAUCAUGGAUAGAGAAGAAGCUUCUCCACCCUUCAGCCUGCAAUAUGCCUGUGGUGAUGCUGACAGCCUGAGGUUUCCUUCCUGAGGUGACUGUACUGCUUUUCCUGGGAGGUAGCUGAGAGAGCAUGACAGAGCUUCAGAAGGAAGAGCAGCAGCUCUCCUCCUGGGCACCAUCAGAGGAUUCUCUCGCUUUCUUCCAUAUCUGUCUGUUACCUGGGCAGGGGUUUGUACCAGCUGAGCAGUUGUUACUUCUUCUCCAUUUCCUGAAUAAAUUACAGUUCUUUGUGUGAUAAUAAAGUGUUUUCUUUCUUUUAAAA